ACUCAAUACAAAAAAAAAACAAAACAAUAGCCCCUAGAACCUUUUGAAGUUGUUGUUUUCUUGUACCACUCCCCGCGACAUUUGUUUAUAAACAAAACCGGACGAGGUAUGUCAGCCUCCGCUGAGAGCCUGGCCGCCGCCGCAUCGCUGGACAAAUACGGCGACGAGGACCUCUUCAGUCUGCUAAUCCGUUACGGACUCUAUGUGGGAGCACUCUUCCAGUUCCUUUGCAUCUCCGCCGCAGUGCUGAUGGAGAACAACCCAGAUAGUAGCAGUAAUCCGGAGUCCGGAGAAGUGACGGAGCGGGAGGGCGAACCGGUUAGGGCACGGCUGCACAAGAUCCGGAAGCUGGAGAAGAAGAAACGUCGAUAGAUCUAGUCAACUUAAUCCAUAGUCAUAGUUAGCCUAAGCACACUCGAAUGCAUUUAUUAAGCGGAAAAUAAAAUAUAAACUAUAGAAA
This is a messenger RNA of Drosophila suzukii, 460 nucleotides long. Its product is annotated as protein anon-73B1. NCBI's taxonomy places the organism in Eukaryota, Metazoa, Arthropoda, Insecta, Diptera, Drosophilidae. Gene Ontology annotation, cellular component: membrane. The record is from RefSeq and is a predicted model, not a curated record.